AGAAUAAAAGAAAUUUAAGCGAUUCUCCUUCUUCUUCAGCUCUGCUAGAACCUUCCGUCUUUGCUUGCCCUAGGGUUUUUACAGGGUUUUUUCAUUUCGUCAAUUGGGCAACCUCCGAUUCCCCCUUUCAGGUCACUCUCCGACCUUUCACCCAGAGCUGCAGAUAACUAUACCUCCAAAUGGUUCGCUCCGAUGGCCUCAGGUUCAUUCGUUUGUUGGCUCGUCGUUCUUUCACACACCACCACCUCUCCCGCGAAUCCUCCAGCUCCGUAAACGACGCAGUUUCUCGAGGUAGUUGUCGACGAUUUCAUUCUGAUGUUUGCUACACAUCUGUUGGUUUUGGAAAUCGUGCUUCGAGGAAUGUUAAUAAAAAGAACUGGUUUCAGUUGGGAGUUCUUGGUGCCAACCCUGGAGAAGCAAAAUUAAUUCAUGGCACUGCACAAAUGUCUGCUAAAAAUUAUUAUGAUACACUUGGUGUGAACAAGAACGCAACUGCAUCAGAAAUAAAGAAAGCAUACUAUGGGCUAGCAAAAAAGCUUCAUCCUGAUACAAACAAGGAUGACCCCGAUGCUGAAAAGAAGUUUCAAGAAGUUAGUAAGGCUUAUGAGGUUUUAAAAGAUGAGGAUAAACGCCAACAAUAUGAUGCGGUUGGGCAUGAAGCAUUUACCCAACAAGACCAUCACGGUGGCUUCCCUGGUGGUGGUGAAGGCUUUGACCCGUUUAGUGGAGUAUUUCGGGGAUUUGAUUUCUCUAAUAUAUUUCGCCAGAACUUUGGUGGAGAAGAUGUCAAGGUUGCUUUGGAGAUAUCCUUUAUGGAAGCUGUCCUGGGAUGCUCAAAAACUGUAGCAUUUAAUGCAGCCGUGCCAUGUGAUACUUGUGGUGGAAGUGGUGUUCCACCUGGAACAAGACCCGAGACAUGUAGACGCUGUAAGGGAUCAGGCAUGACAUACAUGCAAACUGGUCCAUUUAGAAUGCAAGCUACAUGUUCGCAAUGUGGUGGGAGUGGGAAAAUUGUAUCGAACUUCUGCAAGUCUUGUAAUGGAGAACGUGUUGUGAGAAGAUUGAAAAAUGUUAAGGUGGACAUAAUGGCAGGGGUAGAUGAUAAUGAAACUAUGAAGGUGUUUAGGAGUGGAGGUGCAGAUCCUGAUGGAAAUCAACCUGGUGAUCUGUAUAUUACUAUUAAGGUUCGUGAAGACCCAAUUUUCAAAAGAGAAGGCUCUGACAUUCAUGUGGAUGCUGUUCUAAGCAUCACCCAGGCUAUAUUGGGAGGCACUGUCCAUGUUCCGACUCUAACGGGAGAUGUAGUCCUCAAGGUCCGUCCUGGCACUCAACCUGGACAAAAGGUUGUCCUGAAGAAGAAAGGAAUAAAAACGAGGAACUCUUACACGUUUGGCGAUCAAUACGUGCACUUCAAUGUCAGCAUACCAACGAGCCUUACGCCAAGGCAGCGUGAAUUAAUCGAGGAAUUCUCGAAGGAAGAACACGGAGAAGACGAGAAACGCAGUGCUGCCGGAGCAUCUGGGUAGAGAUACAUACAACAUUCUAAUAAGAACUGUUCUUUAAACCCUCCAAACAUUCCCAUUGUGUUGUAGCAAAUUCCUCAGUUUUAGAAAGGAAGAAAAUUGGUAUGGUUCUACAGUCCGAAUAUAGGAGGAGACCCACCUGCCCAAUACGAAAGUUUUGUAGGAGUAUUCUUGGUUGGUAUUUAGGCGAGAGUCGAACGCAAUAGUCAAUGUAGAAAUAACGUAGUUUUGUUGUAUAGACUUGUGUUAUUUGUUCGCCUUAUUUAUCAUAAUGGGCAUGAAUUCAACGUUCACACGA
Cucurbita pepo subsp. pepo (vegetable marrow) is the source of this 1821-nucleotide messenger RNA. RefSeq names its product chaperone protein dnaJ GFA2, mitochondrial. Gene Ontology annotation, cellular component: cytoplasm. Gene Ontology annotation, molecular function: ATP binding; heat shock protein binding. The record is from RefSeq and is a predicted model, not a curated record. Lineage: Eukaryota; Viridiplantae; Streptophyta; Magnoliopsida; Cucurbitales; Cucurbitaceae. Gene Ontology annotation, biological process: protein refolding; response to heat.